Molecule: messenger RNA, 1640 nt
Organism: Aquila chrysaetos chrysaetos
Lineage: Eukaryota; Metazoa; Chordata; Aves; Accipitriformes; Accipitridae
Gene: SFR1
Product: SWI5 dependent homologous recombination repair protein 1
Exons: 4
Coding region: 574-1248 (224 amino acids)
Biological process (GO): double-strand break repair via homologous recombination; positive regulation of DNA-templated transcription
Cellular component (GO): Swi5-Sfr1 complex
Source: RefSeq, a predicted model, not a curated record
UGCUGGCGGACUCGGCGGCUCUUUCUGCUCGGCUCCUCUCCCUCAUAUCUGAGGGGAGCGGGUUCUUUUCUCUACGGCUUAGUGAUGCUGGGAUAGAGGAGGGAGGGGACAGGGUCUUUCCGGGUUGUCUCCUUCCUUGACCCUCGCCCGGGUCCCGGCCCAGCUGGCUCCUGGGGGCGGGCUAGGCCUCGUCAGGGCUGGGGGCUUUGUGCUCCGUGAGGGGCCUCCCCUCGCUCUGCGGCCUGUGAGCAGCCUCUGCUUGGACUGCGAUUGCGCUGCGGGUCCCUGCCGUGCUCCAUUUCUGGGGUGCCUCUUGGUCCUCCAGGGUGCAUCACCUCAGAAAGAGCUCCCCGGAUCCGUGGCUCUGCUUAUGGGCUGCCCGGCCUUCUUUCUGCUUCUCUGUAGGGUGCAAAAGCAGCUAGGGAAGUCGUUAAUACAGCCCUCGGUUGGUGAGAGGAGAAUAUAAAAGGAGUGAGUCCUGUUACGCAGUGUAGCAAUAAGCAGGAAAACUGAGGCAUGUAGUAUCAGAGGCUUGGCUAAAGUGCAAGAUCAAAAACUGCUAUCCAUCUCAAGAUGGAAGAACCAGUGCUUGAGAAACUGCCAUCUUUGUGCCAUACUCCAAAGGAUUCUGGGACAGCAGCUCCACCGGGGACUAGUUCAGGGAAACAGCCAAUGAGUGCAGCUCUGAGGGAGCGAUUAAGGAAAACAAGACGCUCAUUUAAUGCUAAUUUUACAGUGGCAAAGCGGCUCAAAAUAGAUGCUGAAGAAAAAGACUGUGCUGAUGCUGACAAAGGGUGCUUGCCAAAGACAAGUACAGAUUGUUCCAGAUUACAAGGUGGUUCUGAAAAUCUAGAAAGAAAUGGCACUGGACAUACAUGUUUCAAAAGUCGCUUACAGGAGAGUGGUCUCUGUGGAUCAGCAGAGAAUUCUGAUGUGCUACAGGUUGAUCUUAGUCAGCAACAGUCCCUGGAAGAAAAAGUAAGGCUGGUGAAACAAGUGCAAGAGAAGGAAGAGCUACUUCGAAGGCUCAAACUGGUUAAGAUGUAUCGAUCUAAGAACAACCUGUCUGAACUGCAGGCUUUAAUAGUGAAAUGGAGAAAUAGUACCCAGCUGAUGCUGUAUGAACUACAGUCAGCCUUUUCUGCAGAUGGCAAGAAAGUGAGUCUCACUCAGCUGAUAGAUACUUUUGGAUUAGAAGACCAGUUACUGCACUACAGCAGAACAGAAGAAGAUUUUGUUGAUGCAUAAUCUACAGGUGCAAAGCUUUCAAUUACACAUAUGCAAAAGCAGAAAAUACUGAAUGAAUUCUGAUCACAUAAGAAGUGUUGAUCAGACAGUGGACUUUAUACUUUGAGGUUAGGUUUUCUCAGGAGAUACUUGUAAAGCUAUGUACCUAGAUACAGUAGGCACUGUAAAAGGCAUUACUUAAUGGAAAAGAUUGAACUCAUGCUGUUUUGGAAAACCUGGCUUAAUAACUUGAUCAGUGAAUUGUUAUUUAAUAAAAAUAUGAUGAAAUCAAGUCAUACUUGAGCAGGUGGAAGGCAGUCCAUUCUUUGAUUAGUCUUUGCAUGGUUACUUGUCUUGAAAUAACGAACUCUAAUUGUUUCUGUUGAUGUUCAGAUGGGGAAGGGUUCAGUUCU